Molecule: messenger RNA, 1812 nt
Organism: Cricetulus griseus (Chinese hamster)
Lineage: Eukaryota; Metazoa; Chordata; Mammalia; Rodentia; Cricetidae
Source: RefSeq, a predicted model, not a curated record
AUGUUCGCUUCUUGUCACUGUGCGCCAAGAGGCAGGAGGGCUAUGAAAAUGAUUCACUUUCGGAGCUCCAGCAUCAAAUCGCUCAACCAGGAGAUGAAAUGCACCAUUCGGCUGCUGGACGACUCGGAGGUCUCCUGCCAUAUCCAGAGGGAGACGAAAGGGCAGUUUCUUAUUGAACACAUCUGCAACUACUACAGCUUGCUGGAGAAGGACUACUUUGGAAUCCGCUAUGUGGACCCAGAGAAGCAAAGGCACUGGCUAUAACCUAACAAGUCCAUCUUCAAGCAAAUGAAAUCUCAUCCACCAUACACCAUGUGCUUUAGAGUGAAAUUCUACCCACAUGAACCCUUGAAGAUUAAAGAAGAGCUCACAAGAUAUCUUUUAUAUUUGCAAAUUAAAAGAGACAUUUUUCAUGGUCGACUGUUGUGCUCCUUUUCUGAUGCUGCCUAUCUGGGUGCUUGUAUCGUUCAAGCUGAGUUUGGUGAUUAUUAUCCUGAUGAGCAUCCUGAGAAUUACAUCAGUGACUUUGAGAUUUUCCCCAAACAGUCACAGAAGUUGGAAAGAAAAAUCAUGGAAAUUCAUAACACUGAACUCAGAGGUCAGAGCCCAGCGAUUGCUGAAUUCAACUUACUCCUUAAAGCUCACACACUGGAAACUUAUGGGGUGGAUCCUCACCCAUGCAAGGAUUCACGAGGUGCUACAGCAUUUUUAGGAUUCACUGCUGCAGGGUUUGUGGUAUUCCAGGGAAAUAAGAGAAUCCAUUUGAGAAAGUGGCCAGAUGUCUGCAAAUUGAAGUUUGAAGGAAAGACAUUUUAUGUGAUUGGCACCCAGAAGGAGGUCAGAUACUGAUUUUAUAAUUACUUGAUAUGUGUACAUGUACAAAUCUCUACUGUGUGUCCUGAUUGAAUUUUUCAAUGUCACUACUACCUCUGCUAUGCUUUUCUUUAAAGGUAUGCCAAGUCAAGUCAGAUCAAGACUGUGUCAAGCAGCAAGAUAUUUUUUAAAGGAAGUAGAUUUCGAUAUAGUGGUAAAGUGGCCAAAGAAGUGGUAGAGGCAAGCUCCAAAAUCCAGAGGGAUCCUCCUGAGGUGCACAGAGCCAACAUUACUCAGAGUCGCAGCUCUCACUCCUUAAACAAACAGCUCAUCAUUAACAUGGAGCCCUUGCAGCCCCUGCUUCCUUCCCCCAUUGAACAGGAAGAGGAAGUUCCUGUGUCUGAGGGUGCCCCAUUGCCUAAAGCAGAUACUUCUGAGCCCCUGACGGUCAGCUCACCAGUGAGGAGAGGUCGAGGUGCAGAUGCUCUGAGCGAAGAGGAAGAGCAAGUAAAAGAAGAGCCCUUGACAAUCUCUGAACUAGCAUACAAUCCCAGCGCCAGCCUGCUCCCCACCCCCGUGGAUGAUGAUGAAAUCGACAUGCUCUUUGACUGUCCGUCUAGACUCGAAUUAGACAGAGAAGACACUGAUUCAUUUGAGGAGCUGGAAGCAGAUGAAAAUGCCUUUUUGAUGGCUGAAGAGGAGGAACUGAAGGAAGCCCGUCAAGCUUUGUCAUGGAGCUAUUCCAUCCUGACUGGCCGAAUCUGGGUCAACCCCUUGGUCAAGAGUUUCUCCAGGCUCCUUGUGGUGGGCCUGGGACUGCUGCUGUUUGUAUUUCCCCUGCUCCUCCUCCUUUUGGAGUCAGGUAUUGAUCUCUCCUUCUUAUGCGAAAUUCGUCAGACACCAGAGUUUGAGCAGUUUCACUAUGAAUAUUACUGUCCCCUGAAGGAAUGGGUGGCUGGGAAGGUCAAUAUCUUCCUCUACAUGCUGGGUUGCUCCUAG